AUGAUGCUAGUUGAGCAGCCAGAAUUUAUGGUUCAGUCAAAGGAGUUACUUGAUUUAAAAGUGAUCAGAUGGAGCAUCUUACCAUGGGACAUGUUAACGCAAAAGGUUAGGGACAAGGCCAUGUCUGCGAGAGUACAUACUAUCCAUGGGAAGCCGGAUAAGAAGCGGGGAUCACAGGUGUAUUUUUGGAGUCUUCCUAGAUGUGCUGGAAAUCAGCUGAGAAAUGUAACUCGCAAACUAGAAUCUGAUCUUCAUAGCAGUAAGAAGCGGUUUGCAAAACUUGCUGAGCAGUGUGAAUCGUUAAAGAAGGGGCGAGAGGCAUCUGAUGAAAGAGAGGAGGCUUUAAAUGAGUUGAAAUCCAUUCAGCAAAAGCAUACUGAGCUGAAGGAAGAAAUGGAACAAUAUGCGGACAAUGAUCCAGCUGCCUUUGAAGCAAUGAGUUCAGACUUUCUUCUUAGGCCUAAACUCUAGAUACUGUUAAUUGAGAUUAACUGCUUGAUACUAGAUAGCUUCUUUGUUAUGCAUACUAAUUGUGGUUAUUACACCGGCAGGAAGUGCAAUUGAAG
Messenger RNA from Humulus lupulus (European hop), 566 nucleotides. RefSeq names its product meiotic nuclear division protein 1 homolog. The transcript is spliced from 6 exons. The record is from RefSeq and is a predicted model, not a curated record. Bases 1 to 471 code for a protein of 156 amino acids. Lineage: Eukaryota; Viridiplantae; Streptophyta; Magnoliopsida; Rosales; Cannabaceae.